ACAUCAGAAGCUCACGAUGUGUCGCCGGCAUAGCACAUCAUUCUAGGCCUAGCCGCUGAUCGGGCAGGACUUGCCAGUUCAGAAAAUAGUUACCCAAAAAAAAAUAAAAUCCAAGUCGCGUUUACAAACCGUUUUGUGCCUGAGUUCUUGUUGAGUUUGAAAAACAAAAAAAAAUCCAUUAAAAUUCGUUAAGUUUGGCGGUCGAGUGCCUUUUGUACCGUUUCGGUUCCUGUUUUUCGUCAUAGUUCGUGCCUUAUCCCUAAGAAGUAUUCUUAACUUUUAACUUGUCGUCGAGUGCCUUGGACAGAUACUUUACUUUUAAUAGAACCUAAGUCGAUGCGAUUCAAUCGCCGCUCAAAAAACUCUGCCACUAAUUUGCCUUAGAACAGAAAAAACACACAAAAAAUCAAAAAAAAAAAAAAAAUCUGAAAAAUUUGUUACAAAGCUUUACACGUUUUUAACAAUAUAUAUACACAAAGUCACACGUUUAUAUAUACUUUACAACAUUUACACGGAAGACGCUUUUACACUAGAGAACUCGUAAAAAUUUUAAAUGUUAUUUGUUAAAACCAACGAAAAUUGAGAAAUAUUGAAAAUUCCCACGUUAUUAUGAUGUAUACGCGUUUUUUGAGAUUUUCCAAAUUGUUAGCAGUUUUUGCCAUCGUUUUGUGUUGAGUAUUUGUAAAUUCAGUUUCGGUUCCGUACAAUUUCUGUACAAAAACGGUACGCUCCGUUUGCCAACACCACAAACGUGCCUCAGCUCGUCGAGCAGUUGCCCCGCAGGAUCCGCAGGACUCGCAGGAGUCGCAGGACACACCUGAUUCAGCGCUGCCGUCGCAGUCAACGAUUUUUAAAAUCCCCCUUUCAAAGCCCCGUAAUGCCUUUCGAUGACAACGUCAACCGAUCGAUCGCCAAAGACCUUGUUAAACACCAAAAUUACACUUCAAACACCAAACACCACACACACACACACGGAAACAUUCACUACGCCCGAGCGUGCCUUUAUAAGCAUUAAGCCCCAAAACCGUAACCGUAAGCUUUGUGCCUUAACGUUUUUCGAUCGCCAAUUCACGAUAAAUUAUAAACAUCUUCGAAAAGAACGUCAUUGUAAACAAGAUCCCACGAUGAGCCUUACAAAGUGUUCGAAAAUGCCUUUUGCAUUUUCCACAUCCUUGGGAGUUUACCCAAGGAAACGACGACGAGGCGGAGGAGAGAGGAAUAAAGGAAAAGGAGUAGAGGAAGUUGAAGUUAAGCGGCAAAGACGAAGCCAGGAUGUCCACGCUAUCGCUGCGCAUCCAGCUGGAAGGCGGUCGAGUGACCAAGACCAUACAGUUCCAGCCCAACACCACAGUCUUCGAUGCCUGCAAGGUCAUUCGCGAUAAGUUUGCCGAGGCAGUGCAAGGACAACCCAGCGAAUAUGGACUGUUCAUUUCCGACGAGCAGAACCAGCAGGGCGUUUGGUUGGAAGCCGGACGCACCCUGGGCUACUAUAUACUGCACAACCAGGACACCUUGGAGUACCGCCGCAAGCUGCGUACCCUUCGCGUUCGCAUGCUGGAUGGAGCUGUGAAAACCAUCCUCGUGGACGACUCCCAACCGGUGUCGCAGCUCAUGGUGGUCAUCUGCACGAAGAUCGGCAUCACCAAUCACGAGGAAUACGGAUUGGUGCGCGAGGACAACGAGGCGCAGAACGAGAAUCUGCCGGACAACAAAUUCGGUACUUUGACCCUCAAGCGCAAGAUUAUGGAGAAGGAUCGUGAUGCCAAAAUGGAGAGUUUGCGCAAAAAACUAAAGACGGAUGAUGAAAUGAACUGGGUGGAUGUGAGUCGCACUCUGAGGGAGCAGGGCAUCGAUGAGGCAGAAACUGUUUUGCUGCGCCGUCGCUUUUUCUUCUCGGACCAGAAUAUCGAUUCGCGGGACCCCGUGCAAUUGAAUUUGCUGUAUGUGCAAGCCAGGGACGCCAUUCUCGAUGGCACUCAUCCUGUUACUCAUGACAAAGCUUGCGAGUUCGCUGGCAUCCAAGUGCACAUUCAAUUCGGACCGCACAACGAGGCCAAGCACAAGCCCGGAUUUCUAGAUUUGAAGGACUUCCUGCCUCAGUCAUAUGUGCGCGUAAAGGGAAUCGAGAAGAAAAUCUUUGCGGAGCACCGAAGGCAUACGGAUCUUUCCGAAAUCGACGCCAAAGUUCUGUACACCAAGACCGCCCGGGAGUUGCCCACCUAUGGUGUUACCUUCUUCCUGGUCAAGGAGAAGAUGAAUGGCAAGAACAAGCUGGUUCCCCGGCUGCUCGGCGUGACCAAGGAUUCGGUGCUGCGUCUGGACGAGCGCACCAAGGAGAUUCUCAUCUCGUGGCCCUUGACCACAGUUCGGCGUUGGGGCGCCUCGCCAAACACCUUCACCCUGGACUUUGGCGACUAUGCCAAUCAAUACUACUCGGUGCAGACGACGGAGGCCGAGCAGAUUGUCCAGCUCAUCGCUGGCUACAUCGACAUUAUUCUCAAGAAGAAGCAGACCAAGGAUCAUUUCGGUAUCGAGGGAGAUGAGGGCUCCACCAUGGUGGAGGAGUCAGUGGCACCUUCCAAGGCCACCUUCUUGCAACACGAAACGAAUCGCAGUGAGCAACUCAAUGUGGAGAGCUUGGCUCAUCCGGGAAUUAUGCGCCCCUAUGACGGCGAGCGCUCCUUUAUGCAGAACGAAGUGCAGACCGUGCAGUAUGGUGCCUUCGUCGGCCAGGUGAACCAUGCCCACCAGCCGCCAUCGACUAAGGAAGUUCGCAUUAGUUCUGUGAAUCUGACGGAACCACAGCGGGCGCUGCUGGGUUACAUAUCCGCUGGCCAGGAUGUCUUGAUUCGCGCUGACGAGGAGCUGCGCACUAAGGCACCCAUUCAAGAACUUGGCAGCGAUCUGCGUUCCAUCGAGUGGCGCGAGAACACUUUGGACACCUCCAAGCAGGCUGUGAGCAGUCAUGUGGCCACCAUGAGCGCGGCCACGGCCCAGAUCAUCACCGCCUCUCACCCGGAUGAAGUGGAUACGGAGGCCAUUUCGGCUUCGGUCUCCCAGAUUGCCCAAACGAUUCCCGAGGUGACCAAGGAGGUGCGUCUGAUCGCCGCCUUGAUGGAGAACGAUUCGAACGGUGACCAACUGCUGGAGGCUGCCCGCAAUCUGUGCAACGCCUUCAGUGAUCUCCUCAAGGCAGCCGAGCCGGAGAGCAAGGAGCCGCCCCAGCAUCUGAUCAAUGCGGCCAGUCGAGUGGGCGAAGCCACCACCCACGUGCUGAGCACAAUUGCCGAGGAGGAGGUGCCCGAGAACCGCGACCUGCACGACAUGCUCCUCGCUUUGGCCAAGGCGGUUGCCAAUACCACUGCCGCCUUGGUGCUGCGUGCCAAGAACAUUGCCGCCAGCUGUGAGGAUGAACAGGCGAGGAAUCGGGUGAUUGGAGCUGCCAGUCAGUGUGCUUUGGCCACCAGUCAGUUGGUGGCCUGCGCCAAGGUGGUGGCACCCACUCUGCACAACGCCGCCUGCCGGGAACAACUGGAAGCGGCGGCCAGGAAUGUGGCAAGGGCUGUGAACUCCCUGUGCGAAGUGUGCAACGAGGCCAGCAACGAUCCCAAGCUGAAGGCCGAUCUGCUGGCAGCCGCACGAGAUGUGUCCAAGAGCCUCACCGACAUGUUGGAGCACGUGAAGCUGAGCACCAGGGAGCACGCCAACCGCACCAGCACCGAGCUGAGUCCCGUCGAGAACGUGAUCAUUGGCACCGACAUCCUGGUGUCCACCCACGAUCCCCAGGAGAUGGUGCGCCAUGCCCGCACCCUGGGACAGACCACUGCCCAGCUCAUCCAGAGCAUCAAGGGCGAAGCGGACCAGCAGCAGGAUGCGGACAUGAAGCGUCAUCUGUUGUCCGCCGCCAAGCAGCUGGCCGAUGCCACCGCCAAGCUGGUGGAGGCGGCUCGCCUCUGCUCCUCGAAUCCCCACGAUUCGGACAACCAGAACGCUCUGCGAAAGGCAGCGGAGGAGUUGCGGGAGAUCACCACCACGGCGGCCAACACACCGGCGAUGAAGCGCGGACUCAUUCAGCGCUUGGAGUUCUGCUCCAAGCAGGCAGCCUCCGCAGCAACCCAGUGCAUCUCGGCGGCACAGAAUGCAGUGCAGCACAGCCAGGAUCAUCAGACCAAGGAAACCCUGCUGCAGGACUGCAAGCGAGUGGCGGACACCAUUCCCCGAUUGGUUACCUCCCUGAAGACGACCCGUGCCCAACCCGACGAUCCCAAUGCCCAGUUCAAUCUCAUCGAGGCAGCGGAACAGUUCAUCGAGCCGGCUCUGCAGGUGUCGAAAUCCUCGAGAGCCCUGCAGCCCACAGUCACCGACAUCCCUUCGGCCACUCAACUGUCGAAGAGUGCUCUCCACUUGGGACAGAGUGUCUCGGAGCUGCACUCGGUGGCCCAGCGUGCUCGCGAUGCCUGCGGUGGUCAGGAGUUGGAGUCGGCCCUCGAGGAGGUGCGCAAACUGCACGACGUGUUGGACGAUACACGCCAGGCGGCUCUCGCCAACCAGUUGCGUCCGCUGCCAGGACAAACGGUGGAGAACACGGCCGAUGAGCUGAGGAAGUCCGCCAAGAAUGUGGGCAUCGCCUUGAGCCAGCUGCUCUCCUCUGUGCUGCACAACCAGCGCAGCUAUGCUGGAGCUGCUGGCCGGGACACUGCCCUGGCACUGGGAGACUUCACCAGGAGCGUCCAUGGAGUGGCGGCCACCACUCAGAAUCCGGCGAUCAUCGACUGUGCGGAUAAUGUGGUCACCAGCUCGGCGCGACUCAUCGAGCAGGCGCAGCGCACGCUGCAAGGAGCUUCCAACCCGGAGGCUUUGACCCAAGCUGGACGAGAGGUGACCGGAGCGCUCUCGGCCACCGUGGAUUGCAUUCCCGGCCAGCGAGAAGUGCACAUUGCCUUGAGGAAUGUCAGCGAUCUGAGUGAAAUCCUAAUGAUGAGCGACUUCCCACCUUCGUCACGUCCAUAUGCCACUCUGCAAUCGGAACUCAAGCAGGUGGCGGAGCAGUUGAGCAGUUCUGGUGGCCAGAUCGUGGGUUCGUAUGCCUCGCCAGCUUUGUUGGCCGAGAGCAGCCAGAACUUUGCGGCCAACUACCGGGAUCUGCUGUCCGUCAGCAUGGAGAUGGCCGGCCAGACGCAGGAGGAGGAGGUGCGCUCCCAGAUGAUCGAAUCCCUGCGCAAUGUAUCCACUCAGUCGUGCUCCCUCCUCUCGACGGCCAAGUCCAUUGCCGCUGAUCCCGGCCAGCCGAACGCCAAGAACCUUCUGCAUGCCGCCGCUCGCAGUGUCACCGAGAGCAUCAAUCAGUUGGUGGAUGCCAGCAUCCAAUCCGCUCCUGGACAGAAGGAAUGCGACAAUGCCAUGCGCAACAUUGAGGCCUUGCGUCUGAUGCUCGACUAUCCCCACGAGCCCAUCAACGAGCUGGGAUACUUUGAUUGCGUGGAGCAGGCCACUGGAAAGUCGAGGAACCUGGGCUAUGCCAUCUCCGAGAUGAUCAACAACGCCAAGCAGUCGCAGCACGUGGAGUUCAGUCAGUCGGUGAACAACGUGAAUGACUCCAUCCAAGGAUUGAUCGAGAGCUCUUCGCAAGCGGCCUAUUUAAUUGGAGUCUCGCAUCCAUCGAGUGUUGCGGGCAGACCGGGAAUCAUUGAUCAGGCCCAGUUGACUUGGGCCUACCAAGGCAUCCGGCAGCAUUGCGACAUAGUGAGCAGCCAGCAGUCCACCAAGCCGCAGAUGAUCUCUGCCCUCACGGUGAUUGCCAAGCACACCAGUUACCUCUGCUCGAUUUGCCGUCAAGCCUCGAUGAACACCUCGAACCCGGUGGCCAAGAACGAGUUCAUUGUGCUGGCCAAGCAGGUGGCCACGGCCACUUCGGAUUUGGUGCAGGCCAUCAAGGCCAUUGAGGAGCAGCCGGCCAGUGGAAGUCGCGAGCGUCUGGUGGAUCCUCUUCUGGAGGCUGUUAAGGCAGUGCGCCAGUACGCCUCCAGUCCGGAGUUCAGUUCCGUGCCCGCCAAGAUAUCGGCGGAGGGCAGGAAGGCCCAGGAGCCAGUCAUCCAAGCCGGUCGCGGUGUAAUCGAUGGAGUUGUCGAGAUGGUAAAGGCAGCCAAAUCACUGGCCCUCUCCCCGGACAACCCACCCGUGUGGCAGCAACUCUCGAUGCACUCCACCCCAGUUUCGGAGUCCGUCAAGCGGUUGGUGGACAACAUUCGCGACAAGGCGCCUGGACAGGCACAGUGCGAGCAGGUGCUGCACACCUUGGGCACCUGCACCCGGGAACUGGACAGCUGUGCGCUGGCCGUCAAUGCCCAGGGUCUCAGCCAGCGUCGGGAUAACAACUUGCACGGAUUCAGCGGCCAAACAAUGAACUCCGCCUCCGAACUGGUGGACAAACUGGAGCCCAUUCGGGUGGCCGGCAAGAACAAUGCCGAGCAACUGGGCCACGCCGUGGGCGAGAUCUCGCGUUACGUGGUGCCCAUGGUGAAUGGAGCGAUCGGUGCCUGCACCCACAUCGUGCACAGCCAGCAGCAGAUGUCGCUGAUCCAGCAGACCCGUUCGGUGGUGGAGAGUGCCAUCACUUUGGUGCAGUCGGCCAAGGACUCGGCUGGCAACCCACGGGCAACUCAUGCCCAUCCCCGACUGGAUGAGGCCAUCGAUGGCACCAGGGAGGCCAUCCAGGAGCUGCAGCAAACCGUGGAGAAGAUCAAUGCGGAGACGGGCAUCGUGACUGGAUUGAUGGAGCAGGUGAACCGUUCCAUCACCCGGCUGACCGACAAGAGGCAGUCCCUGUUGAAUGCCUCGUACUCGGACACCUUCGUGGACUACCAGACGCGCAUGGUGGCGCGGGCCAAGGAGAUCGCCAGCCUGGCCAACGAGAUGAAUGCCAAGAGCAGCGUGGAACCAGCAGCCUUGCCUCAGCUCGCUGUGGAUAUGACCCAACAUUACCAGCAGUUGACCCAGGACUCCGUGGGAGCCAGUACCACCACUUCUUCACCGGAUGUAGCCAUGCGCAUUCGCACCACCGUUAUUGAUUUGGGUCGCUCUGUUAGCUCCAUGAUCCAGUCUUCGGCGGGAGGAGCACGACCAAACGAUGUGGGUGCCCAGAGGGACAUUGCUCGCAAUGCUCGCGAGGUGUCCGAAAAGGUGGCUCAGGUUCUGGCCGCUUUGCAGGCAGGAUCCCGAGGCACUCAGGCGUGCAUCAAUGCCGCACACACGGUAUCGGGCAUCAUUGGAGACCUGGACACCACCAUUAUGUUCGCCACGGCGGGCACUCUCCAUUCGGAUGGAGAUGGCAGCUUCGCCGAUCAUCGCGAGCACAUCCUCCAGACGGCAAAGGCUUUGGUGGAGGACACCAAGGUGUUGGUGACCGGAGCUGCUGGAACCCAGGAUCAGCUGGCCAACGCUGCUCAGAAUGCUGUCUCAACCAUAACUCAACUGGCUGAGGCUGUUAAGAGGGGAGCUUGUUCCCUGGGAUCUUCGCAACCCGAUUCCCAGGUCAUGGUCAUCAAUGCCGUCAAGGAUGUGGCCUCCGCCUUGGGUGAUUUGAUCAACUGCACUAAGUUGGCUUCCGGAAAGUCCUUCAAUGAUCCCUCCAUGCAGGAUCUCAAGGAGAGCGCUAGGGUGAUGGUGCUGAAUGUGUCCUCGCUGUUGAAGACUGUGAAGGCUGUGGAGGAUGAGCACACGCGCGGAACUCGCGCCAUGGAGGCCACCGUAGAAGCCAUCUCCCAAGAGAUUCGGGCCAUGCACACUCCUCCACCAGUGGGAAACACCCAAGUUGGACCCGAAGAUCUCAUCCGAGUGACCAUGAACGUGACGGCGGCCACUGCCAAGGCCGUCGCUGCCGGAACCUCCAAUCUGCAGGCUGAUAUUGUCUCGGCCGCCAAUCUGGGACGCCGUGCCAUCUCGGACAUGCUGAUUGUUUGCCGUUCAGUGGCCUGGAACUGUGCCGAAACGGAGGAGCUGCGCGCACGCACUCUGGAGGCGGGAACAGCUGUGGGUGAAUCCUACCGCGACCUGCUCAGUGGCAUCCUGCACAACUGCAGUGCCGACGAUCGCAUGCAUUUGUCGCGUCGCGUUGCCAAGUGUGUCACCGAUUUGGUGGCCAUGGCCAGGCUGCUGAAGGGUUCCGAUUGGAUUGAUCCCGAAGAUCCAACGGUUAUCGCUGAAAACGAACUGCUGGGCGCCGCUGCCUCCAUCGAUGCGGCAGCCAAGAAGUUGGCCUCACUGCGUCCUCGUCGCCAAGCUGAUGUUAAGAUCGAACUCGAUGAGAACAUGAAGUUUGACGAAAUGAUCCUGGAGGCCGCCAAGGGAAUCAUGGCAGCUUCCGCUGCUUUGGUGCGAGCUGCCAACGCUGCUCAGCGGGAGCUCAUCGACACGGGCAAGGUGGCUCGCCGCCCGCUGACCAGUUCCGAUGAUGGCCAAUGGUCCGAGGGUCUCAUCUCGGCCGCUCGCCUGGUGGCCGCCGCCACUCACAGCCUGGUGGAAGCCGCCCAGAACUUGGUUCGCGGCGUGGGCACCGAGGAGAUGCUCAUCUCCACUGCUAAGCAGGUGGCCGCCUCCACGGCCCAACUGCUGAUUGCCUGCAAGGUGAAAUCGAAUCCCAACUCGGAGGCCGGACGUCGUCUGCAGGCCGCCGGCAAUGCGGUGAUCAAGUCCACCGACAACCUGGUGCAUGCCGCCCAGCAGGGCUUGGAGGCCGAGGAGGAGCACUCGCUGAAGAUCAACACAUCGAUGGUCGAUGGCAUGGCGCAGGAGAUCAACGCCCGGUCCGCCGUUCUGCGCAAGGAGAAGGAACUGGAGGAGGCGCGUCAGCGCCUGAAGAUUGUGCGCCAGGCACAGCGGUACGGAAAGAACGCCCAGGGAUUCACCACUGACGAGAGCGACACGGAGUACGCCUACGGAACACUCAACAAGAGCCAAAACAAUACUUUGGGUCGCAGCGGUUACUACGGUUCCAGCGAGAUGCCCACAUCGCCGAGCCUGGCGUCGCAGAAGCAUCACUACAACUACGCCAGUCCGCAGACGCAGCACUUCCAUCACCCGGGAGCGGUGUCUCCACCGCCCUCCAACUAUCCGCCGAUGGACGAGCCGAGCGGAGAGUUCCCACCACCGCCGCCACCGCUCUCUACGACCAUUUCUAACAUGCAAACCGCCACGGCGGGUCACAGUUUCCGCCCUAAUCCCAAGCUAACAGCCAAUGCCGUGCCCAGGCCCUAUCCGGGCAGUCCGGGCGGCAGCAAUGGCCUAACCUCCGCACCCACCAACUCGUCAGGCGGCCGGGGGUCGCAUCCCAGCACACCCACUAACAGCAACUACCAGCACAGCUUUGAGUCGUCCAGCAUUAAAACGCUAAACUCAUCCCCUCCGGCGGUGCCAAAGAAGCCCACUGUCAACCGGAAUCUGGAGGCGUGUGUGCAGGAUCUGCAUGACAAGACCUUUGGCCAGGGCGGCGUGGUCCAGCUGACGGGUGGAAAUGGAUAUCCCGGUCAGAACUACGAGGGUUACACGUCCAGAUAUGAGACGCGAAACUUUGACAAGUCAGCGAACAAUACCACCAGCAGCAGCAGUGAAGUCAAGCCCCUGGAGUCGAGCUUCUCGCAAAUGACCCUCAACACCGAUGGUGGCAAGAUCAGCAUUGUGGACCAGGGAUCGGAGCGACUCACCUCGAUGACCCAGCGUGUGAUGGAGCGCAAGUCCUUCACCACGACAACGGAAUCCCGCUCGGAGACCAAGACGGAAAAGCAUAGUUUUCGAUUGGAUUAAGCCCCGCUCCAGUUGAAGCGAUUCUAGUUGCUUAAGUAAAUGUUCUAGCUUGGUGGAGAGCAUGUCGAUGUUUGCCAAAAGUGCUUUUAACAUUUACACACCCGUACACAUACUAAUAGAAAUAAUUUAAUAUUAAUUGUAAUUAGCCACUAGCGAAACUACGUCUAUAUGCCUCUACCCAUACCAUAUAAUCAGCCUAAUAUUAACAACCUAAUAUCGCUAUUCGACUUUCUAUGUUUUCGUAAAUCUGUGUUCUACGUGUUUAUUUGCCAUCUAAUUGCCAAUAUUUAUCGAUACAAGUUGCGAGAGCGAAACGAUUUAAAUUCAACAAAAUUACAAUUAACCCAUAAUAAGCGUAACCCUUACAAAUUUGGUUCUUCACUUUGUUGUUAUUUCGAUGCAAUUUAUUACUGUGCACUAAACAUGAAAUAUUUUUUUAAACGUAAGAAAGCUCUUUGUCUUCAACCCCAACGAGGAACAGUCAAUCUAUGUUCUACGAUUGUGAAGUCUAUUCAAUGUAAUCAAUACUUUUUAUUUCUUUUUGUAUAUACGUACGUAUGCGAGUCGUGUAUGCAGAUGCAUAUUUAAAUUGUGUAUUUUUUGUAAAUUAAUAAAAAAAAACAAUAUUUUAACAAGGUG
Drosophila ficusphila is the source of this 10437-nucleotide messenger RNA. It is a transcript of the gene rhea, whose product is annotated as talin-2. NCBI's taxonomy places the organism in Eukaryota, Metazoa, Arthropoda, Insecta, Diptera, Drosophilidae. The transcript is spliced from 15 exons. Gene Ontology annotation, molecular function: integrin binding; structural constituent of cytoskeleton; actin filament binding. Gene Ontology annotation, biological process: cell-cell adhesion. The record is from RefSeq and is a predicted model, not a curated record. Gene Ontology annotation, cellular component: plasma membrane; focal adhesion; ruffle. Bases 1273 to 9798 code for a protein of 2841 amino acids.